AUGAGGGGCGCCGUAAGGAAAAGGAGCAGCGACAACGAGGAGCGCGACAACGAGGAGCGCGACAACGAGGAGCGCGACAACGCUCAAUUGUGUAAAGAACUCACAAGUAUCUUAACCAACGAUAUCGGAAGACUUGCAGAGGCCCUUGAAAUUGCGGACGACUUUAGGACUUCGAGACGGAGAAAGAAACUGAAACCUGAUAAGACUGUCUGCCAUUUUUGCUGGGAGGAACUUUGUGUAUCAGCAUACACAGGUGCAGGUGCGGCAGCCAAUGCCCGUGUAUGCAGAGCACAGGCCGACAACUUGCCCCCGGCACCCGACGGAGAAACGGCUCCGGCUUCGGCAGCAGUAGAGAUCUAG
Messenger RNA from Gregarina niphandrodes, 360 nucleotides. RefSeq lists its product as hypothetical. The transcript has 3 exons. Lineage: Eukaryota; Apicomplexa; Conoidasida; Eugregarinorida; Gregarinidae. The record is from RefSeq and is a predicted model, not a curated record. Bases 1 to 360 code for a protein of 119 amino acids.